GGUAGUUCAUGUAAGGAUCUGCCUUGAUUUACUUUGAUUGACAAGACUCCCUCUAUAUAUACAUAUGAAACAAGUAGAUGUGCAGAGAUCAGCAAAGGAGCAAGAGAGAAAAUAGCUUGUAGAAAAGGUAACGAGUGGCCUCUGUAAACAAUGGUUCAAAAAGGUGUUGUCCUGGUUUCACUUCUGGUCUUAAACAGCUACCUGAGCACCUUGGCCAUCUCCAACUUCAGCUUGAGAACAUUCAUUGGCUGUGCCGUUAGGGAAUUCACCUUCUUGGCAAAGAAACCUGGCUGUAAGGGUUUACGUGUUACAACAGAUGCCUGUUGGGGGCGCUGUGAAACUUGGGAGAAACCCAUCCUAGACCCACCCUACAUAGAUGCUUAUCACAGAGUCUGCACCUACAACGAAACAAAGCUGGUUACUGUGAAAUUACCAAACUGCCUGCCCAGCGUGGACCCAUUCUUCACUUACCCUGUGGCCAUCAGAUGUGACUGUGGGGUUUGCUCUACUUCAACUACAGAGUGUGAGACGCUUUAAAAAAAAAAAAUCUAGCUGGCUUGCUCUGUUUUUACCUACGGUAUAUAAUGGCAUUAUUUGGGCCAAAUAAAAUAAAUAAAAAUCACACAUAGUACGCCAAUAGCAUUAAUACAGCAGUUUUUCAUUUUCUGGACCAUGCAAUCACUAGCUUAACUCACAGGAAUAUUAGAUUUAUACCUUGUAAGAAUAUUUUGUGAAUCAGACAUUAAUAAGAAAAUAAUUUCAUGCACUAAUAAAUCUGUUGAAACUUUGCCUUUAAUUUCA
Rana temporaria (common frog) is the source of this 801-nucleotide messenger RNA. It is a transcript of the gene GPHB5, whose product is annotated as glycoprotein hormone subunit beta 5. Bases 151 to 537 code for a protein of 128 amino acids. Gene Ontology annotation, cellular component: extracellular region; cytoplasm. Gene Ontology annotation, molecular function: hormone activity. The transcript is spliced from 3 exons. Gene Ontology annotation, biological process: G protein-coupled receptor signaling pathway; regulation of thyroid hormone receptor signaling pathway. The record is from RefSeq and is a predicted model, not a curated record. Lineage: Eukaryota; Metazoa; Chordata; Amphibia; Anura; Ranidae.